AUGAGAAACAUCGUGUAUACGUCUAUCAUCUUGCAUAACAUGAUAUUGGAGGACUCGGGCAGAGCGUUUUGUGGAGAAAGUUAUGAUGAAGGUGUUAACUUUAUUUACGGGAGGCGAUAUUUGACGAUCUCAACCGCUACCGACGUUCCACUUUUAUACAAGGCCCAUAAACGGAUACACGGGUUUCCUGGGAUGUUGGGUAGUCUGGGUUGCACGCACUGGGAGUGGCCGACAUGUCUAACCGCUUGGAAAGGACAACACCAUGGUGGUAACCACGAUAGUCCUACCCUAAUAUUACAAGCGAACGCUUCUCAAGAUUUAUGGAUUUGGCAUGCGUACUUUGGCAUGGCCGGUGCAAAGAAUGACAUUGCAGUUUUACAAUCUUCGAAUAAUUUCAACGACGUCAUAGAUGGUGUUGCACCAUAUACUUCACUCUAUGCAAACGACGUGGAGUAUAUGUAUGGGUACUAUCUUGUCGACGAUAUUUAUCCGGAGUGGGCGAUGUUUGUGAAAAGUUUUUCGUGUCCAGAUGACGUGAAAAGAUUGUAUUUAAAAAAGAAAAAAAAGUUGACAAGAAAAGAUGUCGAGCGGGCUUUCGGUGUAUUAAAAAAGAUGGUCUAUCAUUGCCCAGCCGUCGAGGAUACUUGA
Helianthus annuus (common sunflower) is the source of this 648-nucleotide messenger RNA. RefSeq lists its product as uncharacterized. The coding region runs from base 1 to 648 and encodes 215 amino acids. The record is from RefSeq and is a predicted model, not a curated record. NCBI's taxonomy places the organism in Eukaryota, Viridiplantae, Streptophyta, Magnoliopsida, Asterales, Asteraceae. The transcript is spliced from 2 exons.